This is a messenger RNA of Tupaia belangeri chinensis (Chinese tree shrew), 1019 nucleotides long. RefSeq names its product olfactory receptor 2H2-like. Gene Ontology annotation, biological process: G protein-coupled receptor signaling pathway. The record is from RefSeq and is a predicted model, not a curated record. The coding region runs from base 1 to 942 and encodes 313 amino acids. Gene Ontology annotation, molecular function: olfactory receptor activity; G protein-coupled receptor activity. The transcript has a single exon. Gene Ontology annotation, cellular component: membrane. Lineage: Eukaryota; Metazoa; Chordata; Mammalia; Scandentia; Tupaiidae.
AUGGACACAGUCAAUGACACUGUCCCAGAUGGUUUCAUCCUUCUGGGUUUCUCAGAUAACCCCAAGCUGGAAAAGACCCUCUUUGUGGCUGUCAUUAUCUUUUACAUGAUCACACUCAUGGGAAACAUCAUCAUAAUACUCCUGUCCCACACCGACCCUCACCUGCACACCCCCAUGUACUUCUUCCUCACCCACCUCUCCUUCCUGGACCUCUGUUUCACCAGCAGCUGCAUCCCCCAAAUGCUGGUCAACCUCUGGGGCUCCGACAAGACCAUCAGCUACCUGGGGUGUGCGGCUCAACUCUACAUCUUCCUGGGACUGGGAGCUGCGGAGUGUGUGCUCCUGCUCGUCAUGGCCUUUGACCGCUACGUGGCAGUGUGCCGACCUCUGCACUACGCGGCCAUUAUGCGCCCACACCUGUGUCACAGGUUGGCAUGCCUGGUCUGGGCAAGUGGGAUUUUUGGCACUUUGGUGCAGUCCCCCACCACCAUGAAGCUGCCCUUCUGCCAUCAUCGCCAGGUAGAUGAUUUUGUCUGUGAGGUCCCUGCACUGAUCCGCCUGGCCUGCGGAGACACGCGUGUGAAUGAGCUCCAGAUCUCGGUGGUCGGUGGCAUCUUCCUGAUGGGGCCACUUCUGCUCAUCCUCGUCUCCUACUGCCGCAUUGUCCAGGCAGUGGUGGCCAUCCAGUCCCAGGAGGGGCAGAUCAAGGCCUUACGCACCUGCUCUUCCCACCUGGUGGUCGUCUUCCUCUUCUACUGCAGUGUCACUGCAGUCUACAUCAGGCCUCGGAGCCAUUUUUCCCAGAAGGGAGGGAAAUUCCUGACUCUUUUCUACACAGUGGUGACCCCCACUCUUAACCCUCUCAUCUACACCUUGAGGAACAAAGAUGUGCAGGGAGCUCUCAAGAGGCUCCUUGGAAAAGACAGAACAGCAGGUGGGUAAUGGGGGGCUCAAACAGGGGGUGGUCAGCUCUUGCCCUGGUCAGUCACUCACAACAUGACUAACCUGUGGUAUGGCAC